CAGCCUUAUCACAAGUUGGAGCAAGCCACCAUGGCUCGUGUGAGCAACAAAAUCAUAGCAACCAUCAAUUUCCUAGCGUUCCUGUUAUCCCUCUGGAUUCUAAGGCAGGGCAUAUGGCUGGCUAACAAAGGCACCACAGACUGUGAAAGGUUCCUGCAAUGGCCUGUCAUAGGACUAGGGGCCUUUGUUAUGCUGCUGUCUGUAGCAGGUUUUGUGGGUGCAUGCUUCAGGUUAACAUGGGCCUUGUCUCUGUAUCUGGUUCUGCUGUCUUCCCUCAUAGUUUUGAUGUUGAUUGGCUUCAUUGUCUUUGCAUUUUCUGUGACUUAUAAAGGUGAUGGGAGGAACGUUGAGGGAAGAGAGUAUAAGGAGUAUAGGCUGGGAGAUUAUUCAAAGUGGUUGCAGGGUCAAGUAGAUAAGAACUACAGUUGGAACAAGAUAAAGAGCUGCUUAAAAGAAGCUCGUAUUUGCAAGAGUUUAGCAGAGAAUGAAGUUAAUGCUGUUGCAGAGCAGUUCUAUAAAACCCAUUUAUCACCCAUUCAGUCUGGUUGCUGCAAGCCUCCAACUUCAUGCCAAUUCAAAUACAUAAAUGCUACAGUAUGGGAGAAAAAACCAGAGCCCAUAAACAACACAGAUCCAGAUUGUAAAACAUGGAGCAACAAUCAGGAUAUUCUUUGCUAUGACUGCAAAUCAUGCAAAGCAGGUGUGGUGGACAACCUCAAGAGGGACUGGCGCAAACUUAUCAUCUCUGCUCUAGCAGUAACAGUUGCACUGAUUGCCAUCUACUCCGCUGGCUGCCGUGCCUGCAUCAACAACAGCAAAGAAAAGGAGUUUGAAUAUGCUGUUUAUAGGAUGACUCUGAGAUGCGAGAUCUUGAAGUUCAAAGAUUUUGGAGUGCUACACCCUUGAUCUUAGUGUAUACAUAGGGUUAUGAGUAGUUGACUUGUGGCUACCUCAUCUCUUAACUCAUACUAUCAUUAUUAUAUUGUUAUUUAACUAUUUAGAUCGACCUAGGGCUUAUGUGUCAUUAUAUAAUUCGGCUUAGGUGAUAUCCUAGGUGCAAGAAGGGUGUAUAUAUAGGAGGCAUUGAUUCAUCAUUAGUUUGCAAAUUGUUUUCGUAUUAGAGAUAUCUAGAGGGUUUUCUUCCAUAAAGUGGCUUAUUAUUCUUAUUGAUUAUAAAGUAUUUGUAUAAUAUUUCAUAUUAUCUUCCUCUUUUAUACAAUUUAUUUAAUAACAAUUGGUAUCAAAGCAUUAUCUUGCACCAUGAAGGAAAGACAUUUUUUAAAUUUUGGAAGUCA
This is a messenger RNA of Cryptomeria japonica (Japanese cedar), 1295 nucleotides long. Its product is annotated as tetraspanin-8. Gene Ontology annotation, biological process: auxin-activated signaling pathway. The transcript is spliced from 3 exons. The record is from RefSeq and is a predicted model, not a curated record. The coding region runs from base 31 to 906 and encodes 291 amino acids. Lineage: Eukaryota; Viridiplantae; Streptophyta; Pinopsida; Cupressales; Cupressaceae. Gene Ontology annotation, cellular component: plasmodesma; plasma membrane.